UGUUGAGCUCGCAAUAGCGGAAAAUACGAGGAUAGAGAGAGAGGCAGACAGAAAGGCGGAGGUGCUGAGGAGAAGGUCCGAAGUUGCGAAAGAAGAGGUACGUAGACUAGAGGCAACCAGGAUCGCAAUGGAGGAGGCGAAGAAAACCCACCAAGACGCAGAAGCCAGAGCAGAAUUUGCCAAGGGGGAAAGGGAAGAAGCAGAUAGGAGGAGGGUAGAGGAAGCGAAGAGGAAAAGGGAAGUCGAGGCAGAGAGGAAGAGGCUGGUAGAAGCAGAGAGGAAAAGGGUGGAAAAAGCAGUGCGAAGGAGGAGGAUGGAGGAAACAGAGGAGAGGAGGAGAGUGGAUGAGGCAGUGGAGAGGAGGAGGGAGGAAGAAGCAGAGAGAAGGGUGCUGGAAGCAGUAGGAAGACAAGCGGGAAGAGUAGUGAGGAGAGGAGAUGAAGGCGAGGCGCUGGUACAACCGCAACCGGUGAGACCUGCGGUCCCAAAUCUGGAGGCCCUGGCUGACCAAGCGAGGCAUCCCCUUCCUGCCGAGUUCAUUGAUGCCCCCCCAUAUGCACGUUGGCUGGGGAGGAAGAUGAUUUCGCUGGAACAACACUUGAAAGUCAAUCGGACAUUGAUCAGACGGCAAAAUCAGGAGCUCUUCCGUCGUACUGAAGAUCUACCGGAGGGUUUGCCGUUCAGGACUCUAGCACACUUCGUAGCAUUCAACAAUGCUGCCGAUGUGACAUUCGACUAUCUCGUUGGAUUUUUCUGCCAUCUAGCACAACCCAAUGCAGCGGAAUGUGCAAGAGCUUAUUUCCACGCUGCUUUUCAUAUCCAAAAGGAAGUCUCGCUUCAUGUCACCUGGAAAGGGGUGCCUCAACGGAACAAACUCUCCUUCAAGAACAGCCGUUUUACGAGGGCUUGUCGAGAUGCUAUGCACAUGAAUCAGAGAUUCGAAGGGCCCUCGGAGGAUGAAUUCAUCGACGUGAUGACGAAAGCCUUUAAGGCCCUGGAAAAUCGUCGGCGUCGGAGAGAUUUGCAUCCCCUAGACGAUCCAGAUGACCAACCUCCACCGCCUCAACGACGUCGUGUCGACUACGGGGAGAUAGCUGAACCUGAUGAGGAUAACUUCCUUGCUCUCUUCGAUGAUGACAUCCCGGUGGUCGAUGAGGAGGGCUGAGGGCUUUAGCUUCGUGGGAAAUCUGCGAGGAUGGAUCUUUUUUGGAGUUUAUUUUUCGGGGGUCCCAUAGGGUUUCAUUAUGUUCGGGAUUUAUCAUCGAAUAUGUCGACGGUUCUUACUGAAACGAGAGUAUUCGGGUUUAUCUUGUCAUACAAAGGUAUCUUGUUUAUAAAUUGACCCUUGUAAUCACUUCACUAGUCUUCCCUGCCUGAUCGUGGUCAUUAAUCCACUAGUCUCUCGCAUUUGACUCUUGUGACCUCUCCUGGGGUCCCUUGACUUCACCUCACUCGUCCCUCCUGUUCAACCCGUGCGAUCGCUCCACUGGCCUCCUCUAUUUGACCCUUGUAAUCACUCAACUUAUCUUCACUUGUAAUCGCUCCACUUGUCGCUCUCGUUUCACCCUUGUGUUAUCUUCACUCGUCCCACCCAUUUACCAUCGAUAGAGAAUGCCAGAGGGCAUAAGCCUCUUAACAAAUUAUAUAUUUACAUUUUGCUAGCUAAAUCAGUUGACACAAUUUAAUCAGUGUUAAUGAAAUAGGUCUUUUCUUAUUUCGCGUGAGUUACCUGAGUUUCAUUCGGAAAUUAUAAGAUACGUUUGUAUUAAAACAAAAAUCCAAAGAUCCUUGUUUUAUCAGGAACCGUCGAUAUAGGGUGCCAAGAUAGCAUUGGUUAUGUCUUGCCGGAGAAGGAGGGUUGGGGCCUUUUCCAAUUAAAUUAAUCAUUUCCUCGUUAUUCAUCUAUUUUUUGUGGGGGAGGCGUUUCAUCUGCGUUGGGCUUCACAAAAAGCAGCGGGGAGGGGCUGUUCAGGUCGAGUCUUCUUUCUGUUACAGGUCCAGUACCCCCGGGGGAAUUCUUGUGCAAUAAACGGAAUACGUUGGCAGAUUCAAUCAUUUUUUUGUUUCAGAUUGGCUUUUUAUAGGAGAGACAAAUAAAAUGGUUGUGUCUCACUGGAAAGGGCGGGGUGGAGCCCUUUCCCUUCAAGAGCAGCUCGCUAUGAGUUCUGAGAAACGAAGAAUUAGUGCUACAAAAGAUCAUUCAUUGUGUGUUUGCACUCCAGAUGCUUAAAAUCUAAAAAACAGUGCAGUCUAAUCAAUUUCUGAGCUACGGAGGUUUUUUUUUAUUUUUCUAAAAGAUACAUAGAACAAAAUAAUUACGAGCUACUUUUUUGAAAUUCAACUUCUAAAUCGCCAUUUUCAUUCUUUUUUCAAUAACAAACUGCAAUAUUCAUGCGAAACAACUCGAAAAACAUCUUUUGAAAUUUUUUUUUUUAAUGUGAAAUAUUAUAAUUGUUUUGAGGAUCAUUUUCCUGGCUAUGUUGCAUGAAUAUUGAAAAAUUUUAUUAAAAAAGUCUCGGAAUCAGCUAUUUGGAAGUCGAAUUUGAGAAAAGCAGCUCAUAAUCGUUAAUCUACAAAUCUUUUGGAACAUUUUGGAAAAAAAAAGAAACCUCUGUGUUCAGAAAUUUAAUCCACUGGACAAUUGUUCAGUUUUUUAGUGUCUGAAUGGCAAACAAACAAUGGAUAAUAUUUUUUCUGUACUAAUUCUUUGCUUUUCGACACAUAUAAUCGAUUUUCCCUGUAUGAUAAACCUCACUGUGAUAUCCCGCGAUUUUUGAAACUAAUAGUAACCUCCCCGCAGCAAAAUAAAUAUUCUUUCCGAUUAAUUUUUCGUUCUGUAUUUUUCAGACUAUCUCCGAGUUCCUAGAAAACCUAAAAGCACACCCCAAGUAUCCCAGUGACCUGCUGAAGAAACGUUCCUCCCAUCUAUCAGAUUUCCGGAAAGGGAUUCGUCUCAACUCUAUCAGAAUUAUUUCAUAGAAUUUCCACUGAUUAGACGGUAGAAAUUAUUCAAGACUGUCCACCUUCCUUUUGAAUUUAAUUAAUACCAUUAUUCCACAUUGCGAACUGUAUUCGAUCCAUUAAUUACAAUUAGAAUUAAUAAAAGAAUCAUUUGUCCUCAUUAUUAUUGAAUAAAAAUUCUAAUUACAA
Messenger RNA from Diachasma alloeum, 3150 nucleotides. RefSeq lists its product as uncharacterized. The transcript is spliced from 5 exons. The record is from RefSeq and is a predicted model, not a curated record. The coding region runs from base 128 to 1165 and encodes 345 amino acids. Lineage: Eukaryota; Metazoa; Arthropoda; Insecta; Hymenoptera; Braconidae.